AUGACCAGCCCAAACAUCCCCAUCCCCCCUUUCCUUGUGCCUUUUUACAAAGCAAAGUUUGACUGCUAUGCCGACGGGGGGAUACCAUAUCCCCCUUCUCACGCCGACGUCGCCAUGGCCUGUCGCGUCGCCACCAGGUUGUCCAACCGGAGCGAGCUAGAUCGACCCGAGAUUGUCACUGCCUCGGCCACCCUCUUCCAAACCCUCUUGAACGCCCGCAAUGCCGCCGACGCCAGCGACCGCACAGCCCAGCCCGUUCCCCUCGCUGGCAUGGAUCUUGCCGCAGUCCUCGCCGCCUUUCAACACGUCCUUCGUCAAUCUCUCGCCCCCUUGGAAGCCUCCUGUCGGGUGCCCGGUAUUGUAUGGAUACCUGACUCGCCCGAACAAUAUAAUAUCCCACCUAAGGAGUUAGGUGAUGAUGCACAUAAGGAUAGAAGAAACCUCGACGCCAAGUUGUCGACGGGAAUCACAGAGCUCGACGCCAAACUGUCGACCAAGAUCACAGAGCUCGACACAAAACUCUGUGGGAAGAUGACCGACCUGCAAGGUCAAAUGCAAGACGGACUUUCACGGGUCAACCAGCGACUGGACCAGAACCGGGCAGAGCUCGGGGUGAUUCGUCGAGAUGUAGCUCGUGUAGAGGGAGUGGUGACCGCAUCAAAAGGGACGGUCGAACAUCUCGCUGCCGUGCAGAAGCAGAGGGACGCUCAAGCAUUGAACGCUCGUCGUCUGACCGAUGGGGAGAAUUUGGUGCCAGUCCCCAGUUUGGUUUCUUCGGGGACGCAUCCCUCACGUUAUGUACGUCAACUUUUCUUUUCUCCUCCCCACAAAUCGUACCUGUUGACGGCGAGUAUGACGUCGGACGUCACCCCCGCCGCCUUCAUGGCCGGAGUGGAUGGAAAUUUUGAUGUUUCCCUCGCUGAGCACUUUGCUGCCGUGACGGCGACCGCCUGCCCUGCAGGUAUCUCAGCAUCCCAGAAUACACAUCCCCUGGCCAGUGUAUCCAUCGUCCGUGGGCUGUCAGCCGCCAACGUCACGGGCUGGACAAAGUGGUACGGUUGUCAGGGACCCUGA
This is a messenger RNA of Tremella mesenterica DSM 1558, 1074 nucleotides long. RefSeq lists its product as uncharacterized. The transcript is spliced from 6 exons. The record is from RefSeq and is a predicted model, not a curated record. NCBI's taxonomy places the organism in Eukaryota, Fungi, Basidiomycota, Tremellomycetes, Tremellales, Tremellaceae. The coding region runs from base 1 to 1074 and encodes 357 amino acids.